Molecule: messenger RNA, 4219 nt
Organism: Physeter macrocephalus (sperm whale)
Lineage: Eukaryota; Metazoa; Chordata; Mammalia; Artiodactyla; Physeteridae
Gene: ANO8
Product: anoctamin 8
Exons: 17
Coding region: 132-3476 (1114 amino acids)
Source: RefSeq, a predicted model, not a curated record
CGGCGGCCGGCGCGGGCGGGCGCGGCCUUUGUCUCCUCCUCUGGCGCGCUCCGUGGCUGCACCCGCCCCAUGAGCCCGCGGUCCCCCAGCGCCUGAGCCGCCCGCAGCCCCUGACCUGACCUGCCCUCGCAAUGGCCGAAGCUGCCUCCGGCGCCGGGGGCACGUCCCUUGAGGGUGAGCGUGGCAAGAGGCCCCCGCCGGACGGCGAGCCUGCAGCCCCGGCGUCCGGAGUUCUGGAUAAGCUUUUUGGGAAGCGGCUCCUGCAGGUGGGUCGGUACCUGGUGUCCCACAAGGCAUGGAUGAAGACGGUGCCCACAGAGAACUGCGACGUGUUGAUGACCUUCCCAGACACGACCGAUGACCACACGCUGCUGUGGCUGCUGAACCACAUCCGCGUGGGCAUCCCCGAGCUCAUCGUGCAAGUCCGCCACCAUCGCCACACGCGUGCCUACGCCUUCUUCGUCACCGCCACGUAUGAGAGCCUACUCAGAGGGGCCGACGAGCUGGGUCUGCGCAAAGCAGUGAAGACUGAGUUUGGCGGGGGCACCCGCGGCUUCUCCUGCGAGGAGGACUUCAUCUACGAGAAUGUGGAGAGUGAGCUGCGCUUCUUCACCUCCCAGGAGCGCCAGAGCAUCAUCCGCUUCUGGCUACAGAACCUCCGUGCCAAGCAGGGCGAGGCACUGCACAAUGUGCGCUUUCUGGAGGACCAGCCAAUCAUCCCUGAACUGGCGGCCCGUGGGAUCAUCCAGCAGGUGUUCCCAGUCCACGAGCAGCGCAUCCUGAACCGCCUCAUGAAGUCAUGGGUGCAGGCUGUGUGUGAAAACCAGCCUCUAGAUGAGAUCUGUGACUACUUUGGCGUGAAGAUUGCCAUGUACUUCGCCUGGCUGGGUUUCUACACAUCGGCAAUGGUGUACCCGGCGGUCUUCGGCUCUGUCCUGUACACAUUCACAGAGGCUGAUCAGACAAGCCGGGAUGUAUCCUGCGUGGUCUUUGCCCUCUUCAACGUGGUCUGGUCAACGCUCUUCUUGGAGGAGUGGAAACGGAGGGGAGCAGAGCUGGCCUACAAGUGGGGGACGCUGGACUCACCCGGGGAAGCUGUGGAGGAGCCACGGCCCCAGUUCAGGGGCGUGCGGCGCAUCAGCCCCGUGACUCGGGCCGAGGAGUUCUACUACCCGCCCUGGAAGCGGCUGCUCUUCCAGCUGCUUGUGAGUCUCCCCUUGUGCCUCACCUGCCUGGCCUGUGUGUUCCUGAUGAUGCUCGGCUGCUUCCAGCUGCAGGAGCUGGUGCUGAGUGUGAAGGGGCUGCCCCGUCUCGCCCGCUUCCUGCCCAAAGUCAUGCUGGCCCUGCUGGUCAGUGCAAGCUCCGAGGGCUACAAGAAGCUGGCCGUCUGGCUCAACGACAUGGAGAACUACCGGCUGGAGAGCGCCUACGAGAAGCACCUCAUCAUCAAGGUUGUCCUGUUCCAAUUCGUCAACUCAUACCUGAGCCUCUUCUACAUCGGCUUCUACCUCAAGGACAUGGAGCGCCUGAAAGAGAUGCUGGCCACUCUGCUGAUCACCCGCCAGUUCCUCCAGAAUGUUCGAGAGGUCUUGCAACCGCACCUGUACCGGCGGCUGGGCCGUGGCGAGCUUGGCCUGCGGGCUGCCUGGGAGCUGGCCCGUGCCCUGCUCGGCCUACUGAGCCUCCGGCGCCCUGCACGCCACCUCGAACCCCAGGCUGAAGAGGGUGUCGGUGGCAGCAGCGGUGGGGGGGGCCGCAGGUGUCUCAGUGGGGCCUGCGGGGCACCUGAGGAGGAGGAGGAGGCCACAAUGGAGCGUCGGCCAGCGGGGGAAGGUGGGGAGGUGGGGGACGGGCCUCGGGGGGGCAGGGAGGAGGAGGAGGACGAGGAGGAGGAGGAGGAGGACGAAGAGGAGGAGGAGGAGGAGGAGGAAGGCGAGGAGGGCGGCUUCCUGGACUGUGGGCUUCGGCUGAAGAAGGUCAGCUUUGCUGAGCGGGGGGCUGGGCGGCGGCGGCUGGGCCCAAACCCGGAGGCCCUCCUGGAGGAGGGGAGCCCCACCAUGGUGGAGAAGGGGCUGGAAGCUGGCGUGUUCACGCUGGCCGAGGAGGACGAUGAGGCCGAGGGGGCUCCCAGCAGCCCUGAACGGGAGCCCCCGGCUGUCCUGCUCCGCCGGGCCAGAGGCGAGGGCCGCGACCAGGGCCCCGAUGGGGACCCAGACCCAGAGCCGGGCUUGGGUGACUCAGCCCGGAAGCAGCGGCGGCAGAACCGGUCAUCUUGGAUCGACCCACCCGAGGAGGAACACUCGGCCCAGCUCACCCAGGCCGAGCUCGAGAGCUGUAUGAAGAAAUACGAGGACACGUUCCAGGACCAUGAGGAGAUGUUCGUGCAGUUUGGCUACGUCGUGCUCUUCUCGUCUGCCUUCCCCCUGGCUGCCCUCUGUGCCCUCAUCAACAACCUCAUCGAGAUCCGCAGUGAUGCCCUCAAGCUGUGCACGGGGCUGCAGCGGCCCUUUGGGCAGCGGGUGGAGAGCAUUGGCCAGUGGCAGAAGGUGAUGGAGGUCAUGGGCGUCCUGGCAAUCGUAGUCAACUGCUAUCUAAUUGGCCAGUGUGGGCAGCUGCAGCGCCUCUUUCCCUGGCUCAGCCCCGAGGCGGCCAUCGUGUCCGUGGUGGUGCUUGAGCACUUCGCUCUGCUCCUCAAGUACCUCAUCCACGUGGCCAUCCCCGACAUCCCCGGCUGGGUGGCCGAGGAGAUGGCCAAGCUGGAGUACCAGCGCCGGGAGGCCUUCAAGAGACAUGAGCGCCAGGCCCAGCACCGCUACCAGCAGCAGCAGCGGCGGAGGCGGGAGGAGGAGGAGCGCCAGCGCCACGCGGAACAUCAUGCCCGGAGGGAGCGCGACGCCAGUGGCCGGGAGGAAGCUCGGGCCGAGGGCUCCGGGCUGGACCCUGCAGCCCCAGAGAAGGCCUCGGCCAAGGCCAAGGGCAGUGGGGCGGCAGGAGGCCAUGGGCCGGAGCGGCCCAAGCGCCCGGGGUCCCUGCUGGCACCUAACAACGUCAUGAAGCUGAAGCAGAUCAUCCCACUGCAGGGCAAGUUCCUGUCGUCCGGGGCUGCAUCCUCGCUGGCCGGCGCGGGCGCCAACCUCACUGCCCGGCCGCCCCCUGCCCCGUCCCCCACAGGCAGUGACACCCGCCUGCCGGCCUUCCUCAGCUUCAAAUUCCUCAAGUCGCCCGAGACCCGGCGGGACCCAGAGCGUAGCCACUCGCCGCCCAAGGCCUUCCACGCCGGCAAGCUCUUCCCCUUCGGCGGGGCCCGGGCUGAGGCCGGGUCCAACGGGGCGGGCGGGCAGGCCCGGCAGGACGGGACCCCCAGCGGUGGCAGUGGUGGUAGCCGAGCCCAGCGGAGUGGGCCGGCAGACGAGGCCGCAGCUGAGGAGCCGGACACACCCCGGCCGGAAGAGGAAGGCUCAGGUCACAGGCUUUAACUCGGGGGUGGGGACUCCGGGCCGGGCUUUGGGGAUAGGGGUGGGGUGUCCAGGCCUGGGGAGAGGGGCUGAAGGGGACAGAGGAGGCCUAGUCUCCCGGUACCGGUUGGGGACCUGGGUAUGUGGUACAUGGAGCCUCUUUGUCAAAGCCUACCCAGUCUUUCCGGGACCCCGGAGAACCUGGAGCCCUGUGCCUGACCCUCCUCAGCCCUGGGGAGGGAUGCCAAAGCCCCUCGUCCCUGUGCCCCUCGCAUGGCCUGCCAGGCUCCAGUGCCAGGAGAGAUGAGGGAGGCCCCUUCACCACCUGGCCCAGCCUCUCCUGCCCCCAUGAGACCCUACACCCAGCUCACUCUGGGGGCACUGGACCCCCAGGCCUCUAUGCAAGUCCCCACCCUGCAGCCCAGCUGUUCGAGGCGGCCUUCCUGGGAGGUGGAGCUGGGGCUGCCCACCCAGGGAGUUCAGGGCUGCAGCCACACGUGUGCUGAGCAGAGCCACAGGCCUCACUGCCGCCCCUCCCACCCCGUCCCAGCCCGGAGGCCAGCAGCCCAUCCCAGGGAGCCCAAGAGGUGGCAGCUGUAGCACCAGGGAUAUAGGUCAGAAGUCAGGGGGACUUCCUCAGACCGUCCUCUCUCCGUGAGGGGGAGGGGCCCAGUGCCCAGAGGCGGGGGAUGCACCCGAAGAAGCCCACCCCUUGUCACUGAUCAGAAGCAAUAAGGCCCUCCAUGUGCCUGAAAGCCCGGAGG